AUGGUGGUGGUUCUUGGUCCGGUGGUGGCAAUUUCGUCAGAGGUAGCAUCGUCGGUGAUUGACGAGGCCGAACAAAUGGGAGGGAGAAGCAGCGAUUGUUUGUCUGUCGGCUUCACAAACCGAUGUGGUCUCCUGGGUUCGAUGGAUCUGAUCUCGGUUCCUGCAGAAAAAACAAACAUAACACUGGUGGAUCUUGUAAGUUCUGAUAAUCAACAACAGUUGACUGAUGAAGACGUGGAUACAAAAGAUACAGUUGACUCGGUAAAACCAUUGAAAACGCCCCGAGUCACAAUUCAGAGACAAAACAGGUUCUCUAAGCUUAGUCAUCUACCGGAUGACAAAGAUUAUCGAUAUGGGUUGGAGUUACCUGUAGAUGUGAACCAUCCAAUACAUGGUGAAGAUGAUGCACCACAUCCCACUAAAGAUGAUGUAGGUGUGAUCCAGCCAAAUCCGGCUGAUAAUGAUGAAUCAGAGUCGGGUGAAGACUGA
Molecule: messenger RNA, 489 nt
Organism: Lactuca virosa
Lineage: Eukaryota; Viridiplantae; Streptophyta; Magnoliopsida; Asterales; Asteraceae
Source: the annotation of a GenBank genome assembly